CGUCAGCGAGGUCGGGGAGAAAGGCUAGGGGAUAAAGCUGGCCUGCCGUUGCGCUCUGGUGAGACCAUCCUAUCCAUCCUCUCCUGUCACAUAACCCAUGCCGAGGCCAUUCGGUCCUACUCCCCGUGCUCAGAACCGCUGUCUAGAGUCCACUGGCCUCGCGGACCUUUUCUGCCGGAUAGUGUUUCCGGGCGGAUAGCGUGUGGGUUGAGGUUCUGAGGCUGUGGAAGAGAGGCCAGCGUGAGGAAACAUGGCGGUGCAGCGCCUCCCAGUGCUAAGGCUUGACGGCGUUUCGCGGGAGCACUUUAUGCAACACCUCUAUCCACAGAGAAAACCUCUUGUGCUGGAAGGAAUUGAUUUGGGGGCAUGUACAAGCAAAUGGACAGUGGAUUACCUAAGCCAAGUUGGAGGGAACAAAGAAGUAAAGAUUCAUGUUGCUGCAGUUACACAGAUGGACUUCAUUAGUAAGAACUUUGUAUAUAGAACUUUACCUUUUGACAAGUUGGUCCAGAGGGCAGCUGAAGAAAAGCAUAAAGAAUUCUUUAUUUCAGAGGAUGAGAAGUACUACUUACGGUCACUUGGGGAAGAUCCUAGAAAGGAUGUUGCAGAUAUCAGAAAACAGUUUCCAUUAUUGGAAGGAGAUAUUAAGUUUCCACAAUUCUUCAAAGAAGAACAGUUCUUUUCCAGUGUUUUUCGAAUUAGCUCACCAGGAUUACAACUUUGGACCCACUAUGAUGUUAUGGAUAACUUCUUAAUACAAGUGACAGGAAAAAAGCGUGUUGUACUAUUCAGUCCUCGAGAUGCUCAGUAUUUAUAUUUAUCAGGUACUAAAUCAGAAGUGCUAAAUAUAGAUAAUCCAGACUUCACUAAAUAUCCACUCUUUUCCAAGGCUAGAAGGUAUGAAUGUUUCCUUGAAGCUGGAGAUGUGUUAUUCAUUCCUGCUUUAUGGUUCCAUAACGUAAUUUCUGAAGAGUUUGGAGUGGGAGUGAAUGUCUUUUGGAAGCAUCUUCCUUCUGAAUGCUAUGAUAAGACAGAUACGUAUGGAAACAAAGAUCCUACAGCAGCAGCAAGAGCCGCACAAAUUUUGGACAGAGCCCUAAAAACACUGGCUGAAUUACCAGAGGAAUACAGGGACUUCUAUGCACGGCGAAUGGUCUUGCACAUUCAAGACAAAGCCUACAGCAAGAACUUUGAGUAAAUAAUGUGGUAUAGUGAAUAUAAACUUUAUAAUAAAAUUCAACUCAAA
Choloepus didactylus (southern two-toed sloth) is the source of this 1246-nucleotide messenger RNA. RefSeq names its product tRNA-yW synthesizing protein 5 (gene TYW5). Gene Ontology annotation, biological process: wybutosine biosynthetic process. The record is from RefSeq and is a predicted model, not a curated record. Lineage: Eukaryota; Metazoa; Chordata; Mammalia; Pilosa; Megalonychidae. The transcript has 8 exons. Gene Ontology annotation, molecular function: 2-oxoglutarate-dependent dioxygenase activity; tRNA binding. Bases 251 to 1198 code for a protein of 315 amino acids.